This is a messenger RNA of Pseudo-nitzschia multistriata, 4624 nucleotides long. The record is from the annotation of a GenBank genome assembly. Lineage: Eukaryota; Bacillariophyta; Bacillariophyceae; Bacillariales; Bacillariaceae.
GGUUGAUUCCAUUUCAAUUAUGAUCACAUAUCAGAAAUAGCAAACAGUGGCAAAAAAACACAGCGAGAGUAUCAACAACUAAAGCGACCAACGUGCGAGAUGAGAAUUCUUCCUUCGAUGUUUCGGGCAAUCGCCAUUCUGGUGUCUGUUUUUGUUAUUCCAACCCGAGUGGUUCCCGCUAGCGGUGUCGUUCCGGAGAGCGUGUCUGAGAUUGUAGAAGAAGAAGAUGCAACAGAAGAAGACGAAGCGUUCCAAGACUUUGUCCACGCAACUGGUGCUGGUGGUCCUGAUGAGACUGGUGCCGUUGCAAAGAUCGAGCACCAGGGGAGCAAAACCAAAACCAAUGAUGCAGAAGAUAGUAUCGUUCGCAAACAUUACCUAUCGCGGUUUCCCUUAUUUCGGUUUUUCCAGAACGAACCACCCAAGAAGAAUCAAUACACUGAUUUUCGGCACAAACUACCGUUCUUCGUUUCGAUGUUUGGUGGUCACGAAAAUGAUUCGAAACCCGCACAGGACCCUGGUCGCCCAACGAACGAACGCGUCAUCGAUGACAAAGACGGCUUCCACGGAGAUAGGGAGAAAAUCGAGCAGGUAAUGCAAAGGUUUUACGAAGGUGUAGAGGAGUAUCCCAGGUUUGCAAGAAGCAUCGUGUCCUCUCUGAUAGCCACACGAAGCCGUCGACAAGUCCACAACCGAUACGACUAUCGAACAACCCAAAACCUCCUCUUGCUUCGACCACGAACAAUUCCACACAACUAUGAGAAAGAUGAACAUGCAAAUGGGGAUCGUGCUAACAAGGAUGAUGAGGACGAGGACGACAACAACGACGAAUUGCAGCCGGGCACAGUAUUGGAAGUCUCUUCUCGGCGUUCGCCUACCCAUAUGCAGAAUGGGAACAGCGAUGUCUCGUACGAACUCGUGAAAAAGAUACCCCACGAGCUAGGCGAGGCGCCACCAAAACAUUACUCGGAUUUUGCCUACACCUCUGUUAUAAUAAAAGAAUCGUUUUCGUCGACGACAUCGCCGUUCGUACCUGUUUCUGUUCAACCAUUGGUUACCUCGAACUCUGCCAAGGACGCUGCGGCAGAAGUGAAUAACAAUGGCAACGAGGACCACGAGAACAGCAGCAACAAAAAGCUGUAUUUUGAUCGGUCGUCACCGAAUGUCGCCUUUUUCCCUUCCGACUGGUGGAAAUGGUGGAUGCCCUUCUCAGACAGCGAUUGGUGGAAGACAAACGGGUCCACHAAGGACGAUUUUCGCACAGUAGAGUCGACCGCUUUUGCGGGUGGCAGUAACGGAGAGGUUUGGAGGGGGCGACGGGUUUGUCAAAAAAAGCACGAGAGCGAAUCAGACGCGGACAAUGUCAACGAAUAUGCAAAGUAUCGCGAUAACCAAGCUAUGUUUGGGAAGUCAAACAGCCAGAAUAAUAUCAAGAACAAAAAACAAUCAUGGAAGGAGGAGAACCAUGAAGGCAGUUGUUUCGAUUUUGAUGACACGAAAUCCUGCGAUGGUGACGACCCAGAUGGUGAACCGAUAGCUGGAGGCGACGACAAAAAAUGCGAUGACCAAACUCCCUUGGUGCUGAAACGUCUGAAAAUCGAACGAGGAUAUCUAUUGUUGGAGGCGGGGUUGAGAGAGAUCUACUUUGGAAAAUUGAUUUCGCGAGUGCUAGAGGAAAGCAAGCGUGAUAGUUUCACGGUGUACGUCGAUCAUUUCUUUCGAGAAGUUCCGCAACGACGACGUACAUACAACAACAAAAGGGUGUUUGGAGGGCUCCCAACAAAGAACCAAAACAACGAUGAAUAUGAUGACGACGACUCUAAUAAUAAGGAUUAUCAAGCGGCAAAUGAUUUGGAAUUGUGGAUUGUCUUUGAAGAUGCUGGACCGUCUCUACGAUCCUACAUAUACACCCCAUUGGCAUCAGAUGGCGGAUUUGUCAUGCAUCAGCACAGCAAGUUGUGGACUAUGCUCCGCACCUUCACUAAUGAGAAACGAGCAACUUCGAAAGAGAGAACCAGACCGAGAGACAGAGAUCGCAACAAUUGGGAAGGAGACGAUGGUGAUUCGUCUCUAGAAAUUAGAAAUAAUUCUACCGAACCAACUCGGUCGCCGACCAAGGGAGGAGAGCAGCUGAACCAAAAGAAGAUCGGACAACAGUUUAUGCAAAAAAUUCUCCGCGAGAUUCUCGAGGCAGCGGCCGAGUUGCACAGGAGAGGAAUCGUCCACCGCGAUAUCAAACCCUCCAAUGUUAUGUGCAAAUCGGACAAGCCGUUGUCCGAUCUUUUUAAGGCGUCGUCAUCUGAUUCAUUGUUGCUAAACAUAGAUUGUCGGUUGGGAGACUUUUCGUCAGGAUGGGACCGGUACACCUCCGAAAAGCUAUUCACCAAGGGGCCCACUCCGGGUGAACAAACUGACGAGUACGCGCCGCCUGAAUCCUACGUUGGGCCUUAUUGGAAACCCUUCGAUAAAGACAAGCCACAUUCCUAUGAUUCCUGGAGCAUUGGAGUUCUGGCUCUAGAGUUGCUUCUCGGGACACCCCAAGUCUUUUCGGUCGAUCAGCGAACAAACGCGCUGUUGACAAAUCAGAUGAAACGCGCUGGGGCAUCGGACGACGAACUCGAAUAUGCUUUGUUUCUGGCGGCACUCUCAAACUUUUGCAUUUUUGUCCCGUCCAACGUAGCUUCUAGGGUAGAGGAAAGCUGGCCCCUCGGGCGCGGCGAUCCAUUACACAAGGUAACUAGCAAAUGUGCACGAGCGGAUUUCGGCUGAAAUCUUACUGUGUACAUUCAUGAUAUAAGACUUGAAGGCUGCCCAGCCUAAGCAACCCUUUUGUUCUUUUCUAUAAUCGUUGUAUUUUGAAGACUGCAAUGGUGACGGAAUCUUGUACGCUUCAAGAUUUUCAUCGUGCACUCCGAGCUCGUGAUCCCCUGGGAAUUGGAUUCGACUCAUCAACCGAUCUUCUCUUGCAUCUCAUAUGGAAGCUACUCGCGUACGAGCCAAACGAACGCAUUACCGCUGAGGAGGCCCUCAAUCACCCAUACUUCAUUAGUCCCGAUGGAACCUUAGAGUCCCUAAAUCGAAUACCGGGUUUUCACAACGCCCUGGAGUCUCAGAUGCUCGAUCCUCGAAUAGAUUUCGAUGCAGAAGAUGAGGUGAAAGAUUUCGAGUGCCCUCGCUGUGGCAGAGUCUUCCACGACUGGCGGUCUUGUCACCAGCAUGCCAAUCUCCGGAAACACGCAAAGUUCUGUAGCUACAAUCGUAGCGCACUCCCAUCUUGCAUCAAUACGCAUUCUAUGCUUCCGGAACAUGCAACAUCGGGAUGGUGUGAUUUGCAGGGGCGGAGACCAACUAUCGAGGAUUUCCAUUCUAUUCAUCUUCACCAAGACCAUCAAUUUUAUGGUAUCUUCGAUGGUCACAGUAAGUGUUGAUUCAAUACGGUCGAUUACGUAGGUAGUCGAGGUAUGAAGUCUAAAUGAGCUGAUGAAGAUAGUGAGAUUUGCUUUUCUUCGAAUUGUGUGAUAACAAAGUCUCGUCUCUACAAUUUUCUUGCAUUGCAUCCAUGUACGUAUGGAUAUAUAUACAGCGGGUAACCUCGCAUCAAAAUUUGCUACUUCGGAAUUGUAUAGAGAGCUUCUUAAUCAUCUUCCCAGCGUCAGAGAACUGAAUCGACAAAGUGACAGCGACAGCACAGGUGAAUGGAAAGAAAGAAUCAAGACUAAUGUGACGAACGCCUUCGAAGUGGUUCACGAAAGAUUUUUAGAUAGAAUAAAUACCGUGACUUCGCAUUCCAUACCGAAAAUGGAUCAAAGCGGGACGACGGCGACGGCUAUGCUAGUGACUGAUUCGGUUGUAAUUGUGGCAGUUUUGGGUGACUCGAGGGGUGUUAUGGCAUCUGCCAAGGACAGAGAUGGUGAGGGGGUUUCGGGAUCGUCAAAAAGGAGUCGCAAAAUCCAUUGGAAGGAUUUUCCGAGCGUAUCGGCAAUUCCGUUUUCCAUCGAUCACGUUGCUUCCGAUCCAAGGGAGCGCGAAUUAGUGAUCCAGCGGGGUGGAUUUGUGAGCAACGUGGGGGGCAUGCCCCGCGUCAACGGCACCCUAGCGAUCACGCGCUCCAUUGGUGACGCCAAUCUGGCUCCCGUUCUUUCCCGAGAACCAAGUGUCGUGGCCUUUGAUCGGUCGGAGAUGAAAGAUAUGUGUGGAGAUCUCGGCCAGUCAGAGGAACGGAGUAAUGCGGUAGCCAUCCCCUGCUUUGUUAUAUUAGGUAAGUCUAUCGUUUUUGCUUAAACCGGAAUGCGCCAACAUUCAAACUAACAAUUCUUUUUCGAAACCAACCAACAUGCGCAGCGAGCGAUGGAUUGUGGGACGUUAUGAGCAAUCAAGAGGCAGUAGACUUCGUGGUCGACACCUUUUUACAACGCAGCAAAGCCCCGAACGCCUCCGACGAAAUAGCUCUGUUCUCGCAGGCAAAGGAAGAGGACAGCUACGAAGGCAAUGUAGGGGUCUUUCAAGAAUCUGCGGAACGUCUUGCCGUUGAGGCAUACGUACGAGGAAGCACCGACAACAUCGGCGUAUGUGUGGUGGCAAUCGACUGAUGGUAUCACAAUGAUAAUAGAUUGAUGUUGAACCG